AUCGCUUCCGGGGGCGAGUCAGCGGAAGUGAGGGCGGUUGAGGCUGGGCGGCCCGCUGUGGUAGGAGGGGCCGUGAGGUGAGUGAGUCCCGGAGCCCGAGUCUGAGGAAGAGAAAUCUGAUGUUCCUUAAAGAUGGCCUGAUAUGAAGGAAUCACGCCUCCAGCCUCCCCAAGCCCCCAGAGCUUCCCUGUGGCUGCCUUGUCCUUCAAGUCCAGGAGCCGGUUGAAAUGUCAGGAAUGGAAGCCAGUGUGACCAUCCCAAUCUGGCAAAACAAGCCAUAUGGGGCUGCUCGCAGUGUAGUGAGAAGAAUUGGGACCAACCUGCCCCUGAAGCCAUGUCCCCGGGCAUCCUUCGAGACCCUGCCCAACAUCUCUGAUCUGUGUCUGAGGGAUGUACCCCCAGUCCCUACUCUGGCUGACAUCGCCUGGAUUGCUGCGGAUGAAGAGGAGACAUAUGCCCGGGUCAGAAGUGACACACGGCCCCUGAGGCAUACCUGGAAGCCCAGCCCUUUGAUUGUCAUGCAGCGCAAUGCCUCAGUGCCCAACCUGCGUGGGUCCGAGGAGAGGCUUCUGGCCUUGAAGAAGCCAGCCCUGCCAGCCCUAACCCGCACCACAGAGCUGCAGGAUGAGUUGAGCCACCUGCGCAGCCAGAUUGCUAAGAUAGUGGCAGCUGAUGCAGCUUCGGCUUCAUUAACGCCAGAUUUCUUAUCUCCAGGAAGUUCAAAUGUCUCUUCUCCCUUACCUUGUUUUGGAUCCUCAUUCCACUCUACAACUUCCUUUGUCAUUAGUGACAUCACCGAGGAGACCGAGGUAGAGGUCCCUGAGCUUCCAUCAGUCCCCCUGCUUUGUUCUGCCAGCCCUGAAUGUUGCAAACCAGAACACAAAGCUACCUGCAGCUCGUCUGAAGAGGAUGACUGUGUUUCUCUGUCCAAGGCCAGCAGCUUUGCAGAUAUGAUGGGGAUCCUAAAGGACUUUCACCGGAUGAAACAGAGCCAAGAUCUGUCAUAAAGAUGCUCACCAAACUGGGGAGAAUGGAUGAACAAGGAACUUCAACAAAGAGGUGGAAAAUACACCGAAGUACUAAAUAGAAGUCACGGAGCUGAUGAACACAAUAACUAGAAAAUUCAUCUAGUUUGCCCUUAGAGGAGUAACAGAAGAAAGGAUAAGUGAACUAAAAGACAAAGCAGUAGAACUCCCCUAAUCAGAGCAGCAAGUAGAAAAAAGAAUGGAAAAAAAAAGUAAAGAUAGCUUGUGGGACAUCAAAUGGACUAAUGUUCUCAUUAUAGGGCUCCCAGAAGAAGAGAAAGGCACAGAAAUCUUAUUUGAAAACAGAAUGGCAGAGGGGCACCUGGGUGGUUCAGUCAGUUGAGCAUCUGCCUUUGGCUCAGGUCAUGAUCCCAGGGUCCUGGGAUGGAGCCUGCCUCUGCCCCUCCCCCCGCUUGUGCUUGCACUUUCUCUCUCUCUCAAAUAAAUAAAUAAAAUCUUUAAAAAAAGAAAAUAGAAUGGUUGAAAAUGUCCCUAAUGUGGGGAAGCAAACAGACAUCCAGAUCCAGGAGGCCCAGAGAGUUGCAAAUAAGAUGAACCCAAAGAGACCCUAAAAGCCGCAAGAGAAAAAUAACGUAAAAGAGAACCCCCAUAAGACUACUCACACAUUUUUCAGCAGAUACUUUGCAGGCCAGAGGGAGUAACGCAAUAUAUUCAAAAUGCUGAAAGAAGAAAACUUCUAACUGAAGUUAUUCAGAACUAAAGAGAGAGUUUUCCAGAUAAGCAAAACCCAAAAGAGUUUAUCACCACUAAAUCAGCCUUAGAAGAAAUGUUAAAAUGACCUCUUUAAGCUGAAAAGAGCACUAGUCAGUAACAGGAACACAUAUCAAAGAAUAACUCUCACUGGAAAGAUAAUAAAAAUAGUGGACUCAUCACUUAUUAAGGUUAAAAAGACAAAAGUAGUAAAAAUAACUGAUGAUUACAAUAAGUAAGGAAUACACAAGAUAAAAAGAUGUAAAAUGUGACAUCAGAAACGUGGGUAAAAAGAGCUUUAGAAUGUGAUCAAACUUAAGUUGGCAACUAUUUUAUCAACUUAAAAUACACUUACAGAUAUAAGUUGUUAUACUUAAGGCUAAUCUUAACUAUAAAACAAAACCCUAUAGUAAAUACACAAAGAUAAAAAGGAAUAUAAGCAUACCACUAGAGAAUGUCAUCAAACCACAAAGGAAGAGAGCAAGAGAAGAAAGGAACAGAGAACUACAGAAAUAGAAAACAAUUAAUAAAAUGGCAGUAAGUACAUAUUUAUCAAUAAUUCUACUUUAAAUGUAAAUGGACUAAACACUGAUCAAAAGACAAGAGUGGCUAAAUGAAUUUUAAAAAACUAUAUGUUGCCUACAAGAGACUCCUUUAGAUGUAAAAACACACAAAGGGAAGGGAUAGAAAAAGAUAUUCCGUAUAAAUAGACACCAAAAGAAAGCCGGGGUGGCUAUACUUAUAUCAGGAAAAAGUCAACUUGAAAACAAAGAUUGUAACAAGACAAAGAGCAUUAUAUAAUGAUAAAAGGGUCACUCCAACAAGAGAUGAUAUAACAUUUGUAAAUAUUUAUGAAUAUAUAAAGCAAAUAUUAGCAGACAUGAAGGGAGAAACAACCAUACAGUAAUAGCAGGGGACUUAAAUACCCCACCUGCAUCAAUGGAUAGAUCAUCCAGACAGAAAAUAAGAAAACACUGGCCUUAAAUGACCUGUUAGACUGGGUAGACUUAACAGAUAUAUAUAGAACAUUCCUUCCAAAACCAGGAGAAUAUACAUUCUCAAGUGCACAUGGAACUUUUUCCAGGCUAGACCAUGUGGUAGGGCACAAAACAAGUCUGAAUAAAUUUUAAGAAGACUGAAAUAUCAAGCAUCUUUUCCAACUACAGUGAUAUGAAACUAGAAAUCAGUUACACAAAAUCUGUGGAAAAUUCACAAAUAUGUCCAGAUUAAACAUCAUCUACUGAACAACUGGGCGGGGGGUGGGGUCAAAUCAGAAACCAAAAAUACCUUGACACAAAGGGCGCCAGGGUGGCUCAGUCAUUAAGCAUCUGCCUUCGGCUCGGGUCAUGAUCCCAGGGUCCUGGGAUCGAGCCCCACAUCAGGCUCUCUGCUCAGUGGGCAGCCUGCCUCUCCCUCUCCCACUCCCCCUGCUUGUGUCCCCCCCCUCUGUCUCUCCGUCAAAAUAAAUAAAUAAAAAUAAAAUUUAAAAAAACCCUUGACACAAACAAAAUGGAAAUAUACCAAAAUUUAAGAGAUGCAGCAAAAGCAAUUCUAAGAGGGAAGUUCAGAGCAGUGAGUGCCCAUCUCAAGAAACAAAAUUCCCAAAUAACACAACUUUACACCUUAAGGAACCAGAAAAAAAAAGAAGAGCAAAUGAAACCCAAAGUUAGUAGAAGGAAGGAAAUAACAGGGAUUAAAGCAGAAAUAAAUGAAAUAGAAACUAAAAAGCAAUAGAAAAGAUGAAAGUAAUUGAUGGGCCUUUGAAAAGAUAAAAUUGACAAACCUCUAGCCAGAAUCACCAUAAAGAGAGGACUCAAAAUCAGAAAUGAAAGAUACUACAAUACCACAGAUAUCAAAGGAUAAAAGACUAUAAAAAUUAUAUGCCAACAAAUGGACAACCUAAAAGAAAUGGAUAAAUUCCUAGAAACAUACACUCUACCAAGACUGAAUCAUAAAGAAAUAGAAAAUCUGAACAGAUUGAUUACUAGUAAGGAGAUUAAAUCAGUAAUCAAAAACCUCCCAAUGAAUAAAAAUCCAGGACCAUGUAGAUGGCUUCUUUGGGUGAAUUCUACUAAACAUUCAAAGAAUACCAAUAUUUCUCAAACUCUUCCAAAAAAGAAAAGACGAGGGAACUCUUUCAAAUUCAUUUUACAAGGCCAGCAUUAUCCUUACACCAAAACCAUACAAUGACACCAGGAGAAAAUAAAAUUACAGGCCAAUAUCCCUGAUGAACAUAGAUGUAAAAUUCCUCAACAAAAUAUUAGCAAACUGAAUUCAACAAUACCUUAAAAGGAUCAUAUACCAUGAUCAAGUGGGGUUUAUUCAAGGAAUGCAAGGACAGUCCAACAAUCUACAAAUCGAUAGGAUAUACCAUAGUAAUAAAACAGGAUAAGAGUCAUGUUCAUCUCAAUAGAUGCAGAAAAAGCAUUCAACAAAAUUCAACAUCCAUUUGUGAUAAAAAAAAAAACUUCCAACAAAGCAGGUAUAGAAAGAACAUACCUCAACAUAAUAAAUAAUAAAGACCCGAUAUGACAAGCCCACAGCUAGCAUCACACUCAAGGGUAAAAGCUGAAAGCUUUUCCUCUAAGAUGAGGAAUAAGAAAAAGAUGCCCAUUCACCACUUUAGUCAACAUAAUAUUGGAAGUCCUAGCCUGAGCAAUUAGGCAAAAAAAAAAAAAAAAAGAGAACAGGCAUCCAAACUGGAAAGGAAGAAGUAAAACUCACUAUUUGCAGAUGACAUGAUAUACAGAAAACCCUAAAAACUCAAAAAAAUUGUUGGAAUAAAGGAAUUCAGUAACAUUGCAGGAUACAAAAUAAGUAAAAAUCCAUUGUGUUUCUAUACACUACUGACAGACUAUCAGAGAAAUUAGCAACCCCAUUUACAAUUUCAUCAAAAGAAUAGAAUACCUAGGAUAAAAAUUAAGGACGUGAAAGAGCUGUAUACGGAAAACUACAAGACAUCACGGAAAGAAAUGAAAGGAAACACAAACAUGCUCAUGGAUUGUAAAAAUAUUGUAAAAAUAUCCAUACUACCCAAAGCAGUCUACAGAUUCAAUGCAAAUGCUAUCAAAAGUCCAAUGGCAUUCUUUACAGAACUAGAAGAAAGUAUCCCUAAAAUUUGUAUGGAACCCCAAAGACCCCAAAUAGCCAAAGCAAUCUUGAGAAAGAACAACAACACUGAAGGCAUCACACUCCCUGAUUUCAAACUCUAUUACAAAACUGUAGUAAUUAAAACAAAAUGGUAUUGGCAUAAAAACAAAUCAUUGGAGCAGAACAGAGCCCAGAAAUAAACCCACGCAUAUAUGGUCAAUUUAUAACAAAGGACCCAGGAACAUACAGUAGGGAAAAGAGUCUCUUCCAUAAAUGGUGCUAGGAAAACUGGACAGCCACAUACAAAUGAAUGAAACUCAACCACUAUCUUACACAGGCAGUAAGCUCCUUGACAUAGGUCAUGGCAAUGAUAUAUUUUCAACCGGACUACUAAAAGCAACACAAGCAAAAAUAAACAAGUGGGACUAUCUCAAAGUAAAAAGCUUCUGCACAGCAAAGUAAACCAUCAACAAAAUGAAAAGGUAACCUAUUGCAUGGGAGAAAAUAUUUGCAAAUCAUAUAUCCAGUAAGGGUUACUAUCCAAAAUAUAUAAAGAACUCAUACAACUCAAUAGCAAGAAAUGAAAAGACAAGACCAAAAACCCAGUCUGAUUAAAAAAAUGGGCAUAGGACUCAGACAUUUUUCCAGAGAAGACAUAUAGAUGACCAAUAGGCACAUGAAAAGAUGCUGAACAUCACUAAUCAUCAGAGAAAUGCAAAUCAAAACCACAAAUUUUACCUCACACCUGUUAGACUUAUUAUCAAAAAGAUAAAAAAUAAGUAUUGGCAAGGAUGCGGAGAAAAGGGAACCCUUGUGACCUUGGGUAGGAAUGGAAAUU
Molecule: messenger RNA, 5664 nt
Organism: Mirounga angustirostris (Northern elephant seal)
Lineage: Eukaryota; Metazoa; Chordata; Mammalia; Carnivora; Phocidae
Gene: MTFR1L
Product: mitochondrial fission regulator 1 like
Exons: 7
Coding region: 228-1007 (259 amino acids)
Biological process (GO): mitochondrial fission; aerobic respiration
Cellular component (GO): mitochondrion
Source: RefSeq, a predicted model, not a curated record